Messenger RNA from Odocoileus virginianus texanus, 3363 nucleotides. The record is from RefSeq and is a predicted model, not a curated record. Lineage: Eukaryota; Metazoa; Chordata; Mammalia; Artiodactyla; Cervidae.
GGUAUCUCUGAUUUUCCUGAAGAGAUCUCUAGUCUUUACCAUUCUACUGUUUUCCUCUAUCUCUUUGCAUUUGGAAGGAGUUGCUGCACUCCAAGCCCCACACGUUGGUCGUGGGGACUCAGGCUCCACUCGGCCCCCACAGCUCUUCCAAGGCCUGGUUUUGGGCAUGAAGGUGUUGUCGCAGGUCCGUUGGGUGGAAGUGGCACUGGGUUCUGGAGGCCCUGAGUUGGUGGUGCGGUCACAGGUGGGCGCUGCAAAGCGGGACACGCGCCCGGCUGUGGUCCUGGAGGGGCGUGUGGUGAAAGAAGGCCAGGGGUGGGGUCAUCAUGGGACCUUGGUGGUUUUAUUUUUCUUCAUACUUCCUCAGUUUUCUAAGUUUCCAGCGAGCAUAUGUUCCUUUUAUAAUUGAAAACCAACGAGAAAAUGCAGCAGGCCCCUUUCUGUGCCUCACAGAGGCGCUAAUGGCCACGUUCUUGCAGUUCAUGCGGGAGAUGGCGGGGGCCUGGCAGAUGACGGUGGAGCAGAAGUUCGGCCUGUUUUCUGCGGAGAUAAAGGAAGCAGACCCCCUGGCUGCGUCAGAAGCCAGUCAGCCCAAGCCGUGUGCCCCCGAGGUGACCCCUCACUACAUCUGGAUUGAUUUCCUGGUGCAGCGGUUCGAGAUCGCCAAGUACUGCAGCUCCGACCAGGUGGAGAUCUUCUGCAGCCUCCUGCAGCGCUCCCUGUCGCUUAGCAUCGGGGGCGCUGCGGGCAGCAUGAACCGGCACGUGGCGGCCAUUGGGCCCCGCUUCAGGCUGCUGACCCUUGGCCUGUCCCUGCUGCACGCGGACGUGCUGCCCAACGCCACCAUCCGCAACGUGCUCCGUGAGAAGAUCUACUCCACCGCCUUCGACUACUUCAGCUGCCCCCCAAGGUUCCCGACUCAGGGGGAGAAGCAGCUACGUGAGGACAUCAGUGUGAUGAUCAAGUUCUGGACCGCCAUGUUCUCGGACAAGAAGUACCUGACCGCCAGCCAGCUUGUUCCCCCAGACAACCAGGACACCCGGAGCAACCUGGACAUAGCGGUCGGCUCUCGCCAGCAGGCCACGCAGGGCUGGAUCAACACGUACCCACUGUCCAGUGGCAUGUCCACCAUCUCCAAGAAGUCAGGCAUGUCCAAGAAAACCAACCGGGGCUCGCAGCUGCACAAGUACUACAUGAAGCGCCGGACUCUCCUGCUGUCACUGCUGGCCACCGAGAUCGAGCGCCUCAUCACCUGGUACAACCCGCUGUCAGCCCCGGAGCUGGAGCUGGACCAGGCAGGGGAGAGCAGUGUGGCCAACUGGAGGUCCAAGUACAUCAGCCUGAGCGAGAAGCAGUGGAAGGACAACGUGAACCUUGCCUGGAGCAUCUCACCCCACCUGGCCGUGCAGCUGCCAGCCAGGUUCAAAAACACGGAAGCCAUCGGCAACGAGGUGACACGUCUAGUGCGCUUGGACCCGGGAGCCGUUAGUGACAUCCCAGAAGCCAUCAAGUUCCUGGUCACCUGGCACACCAUCGACGCCGACGCCCCCGAGCUCAGUCAUGUGCUGUGCUGGGCGCCCGCGGACCCGCCCACGGGCCUGUCCUACUUCUCCAGCAUGUACCCGCCGCACCCCCUCACGGCGCAGUACGGGGUCAAGGUCUUGCGGUCCUUUCCGCCGGACGCCAUCCUGUUCUACAUCCCCCAGAUUGUGCAGGCGCUCAGGUAUGACAAGAUGGGCUACGUGCGGGAGUACAUCCUGUGGGCCGCCUCCCAGUCCCAGCUGCUGGCGCACCAGUUUAUCUGGAACAUGAAGACCAACAUCUAUGUGGACGAAGAGGGCCACCAGAAGGACCCCGACAUCGGCGAGCUCCUGGAGCAGCUGGUGGAGGAGAUCACGGGCUCCCUCUCCGGCCCUGCCAAGGACUUCUACCAGCGGGAGUUCGACUUCUUCAACAAGAUCACCAACGUGUCUGCCAUCAUCAAGCCCUACCCCAAAGGUGACGAGAGGAAGAAGGCCUGCCUGUCGGCUCUGUCUGAAGUGAAGGUGCAGCCUGGCUGCUACCUGCCCAGCAACCCCGAGGCCAUCGUGCUGGACAUCGACUACAAGUCUGGGACACCCAUGCAGAGCGCCGCCAAGGCCCCAUAUCUGGCGAAGUUCAAGGUGAAACGUUGCGGGGUUAGUGAGCUUGAGAAGGAAGGCCUGCGGUGCCGCUCAGAUUCCGAGGAGGAAGGCAGCGUGCAGGAGGCCGACGGCCAGAAGAUCUCCUGGCAGGCGGCCAUCUUCAAAGUGGGGGACGACUGCCGGCAGGACAUGCUGGCCCUGCAGAUCAUCGACCUCUUCAAAAACAUCUUCCAGCUAGUCGGCCUGGACCUCUUCGUCUUCCCGUACCGGGUGGUGGCUACCGCCCCCGGGUGCGGCGUCAUCGAGUGCAUCCCCGACUGCACGUCCCGGGACCAGCUGGGCCGCCAGACCGACUUCGGCAUGUACGACUACUCGCCCUGGGCCCGCAGAGUUGGGGGGACUGCCGAGCAGGCCCUGAGCCCAUCUCCCCCGCAGGCGCGCUACAACUUCAUCCGCAGCAUGGCCGCCUACAGCCUCCUGCUGUUCCUGCUGCAGAUCAAGGACCGGCACAACGGCAACAUCAUGCUGGACAAGAAGGGCCACCUCAUCCACAUCGAUUUUGGCUUCAUGUUCGAAAGCUCCCCGGGCGGCAACCUCGGCUGGGAGCCGGACAUCAAGCUGACAGAUGAGAUGGUGAUGAUCAUGGGUGGCAAGAUGGAGGCCACGCCCUUCAAGUGGUUCAUGGAGAUGUGUGUGCGUGGCUACCUGGCCGUGCGGCCCUACAUGGACGCUGUCGUCUCUCUGGUCACCCUCAUGCUGGACACAGGCCUGCCCUGCUUCCGUGGCCAGACAAUCAAGCUCCUCAAGCACAGGUUCAGCCCCAACAUGACGGAGCGAGAGGCUGCGAACUUCAUCCUGAAGGUCAUUCAGAGCUGCUUCCUCAGCAACAGGAGCCGGACCUAUGACAUGAUCCAGUACUAUCAGAAUGACAUCCCCUACUGAGAGCGGGGCGGCCGCAAUCAGUCUCCACGGGCGCGCCGGCUGCUGCUUGAACCAACACACAAAUGGGCCAGAGGUGCCCCUGCCAAGCCGGAGACUCCCUGUCCCGGGCGCCGCCCGCGUGGCCAGAAGGACAUCAGAGCCGGUCUCGGCACGGGCACGGGCUCUUCUUGCACUGGACGCGUUCCCUACCCGUCUUCUCUCAGAGGCACAGGAAGUAUGUUCUUAGGCAUAAAAAUCAGAAAAGCUAUAUUUAACCAACAUGAACAAAAUAAAAGCACACUGCUGCGCUGGACCCUGA